Molecule: messenger RNA, 1531 nt
Organism: Myotis brandtii (Brandt's bat)
Lineage: Eukaryota; Metazoa; Chordata; Mammalia; Chiroptera; Vespertilionidae
Gene: THY1
Product: Thy-1 cell surface antigen
Exons: 3
Coding region: 69-548 (159 amino acids)
Source: RefSeq, a predicted model, not a curated record
ACACCGGCCUCAUCUCUUGGCUGACGCCCUGUUCCCACCCGCAGAUCCUGAACCAAGCUCUCGGCACCAUGAACCCCGCCCUCAGCAUCGCUCUCCUGCUGACAGGCUUGCAGGUGGCCGGCGGCCAGAAGGUGACCAGCCUCACGGCCUGCCUGGAGGACCAGAGCCUGCGCCUGGACUGCCGCCACGAGAACACCACGACCGUGCCCAUGCAGUUCGAGUUCAGCCUGACCCGCGACGCCAAGAAGCACGUGCUGUUCGGCACCAUCCCUGAGCACACGUACCGCUCCCGCACCAACUUGACCAACAGAAGCACCCUCAAGGUCCUCUACCUGUCCGGCUUCACCUCCAGGGAUGAGGGGCUGUACACCUGCGAGCUGUACCUUCCCGGCCAGCCCCCCACCUUCUCCAACAGGAACGUCUCUGUGCUCAGAGACAAGCUGGUCAAGUGCAGGGGCGUCGGCCUGCUGGCUCAGGACGCCUCAUGGCUGCUGCUGCUGCUGCUCUCCCUGCCUCUCCUGCAGGCCAUGGAUUUCGUCUCCCUGUGACCUGUGACCUGUGACCUGUGACCUGUCCAGACAGCUUCCUCCUCGGGGUCAGCUGACCCCUCCCCCAAUCCCUUACAUACCCGGGGGAAAUGGGGACCCCACCCUCAUAAGGAGUCCCGUGCUGCAUGCCAUCAUCUACCCACUCCCCAUGCCCCCCCAACGCCUCCCACCCUCCACACACCACUGGCUUCUCAUCCUUGCUCCAGAGCUGCUGCUGCUUCUGUGGUUUAUUCAGGGUUUUCCUUCCUUUUCUUGGGGAGUUUGUGAAACGGGAAGCCAGGUUGGGGCCCGAUGGAGAGUGAGGACAGGGGAGGGGCUGUGGGGCGGAGGGGUACCUGUGGGGGGGUCAUCCCUGCCCCGGGGACCAGAGCCUGGGAGGGGGGUGUGCUUGGGUGCAGAGCCCCCUCAGCAGCCCCGCCCGGAUGCGAGGAGAGCGCUAGGGGCACCCUCCCUGCAGCCUGAAGCUGGCCUCUUCCCACCGAGUCCAGUGGAGGCACAGAUCCUGCCCAGCAGCAGUGCUGACCGGGGUGGGAGGGGGUGAAGGGAGGGCCCCCCCUCCCCCUUCCCCUCCCCCCUCCCUCCUAAGCACGCUAAGAAGGGGCCUGCUGCCUGUCGCUGCCUCCCCAGCAGCUGAGCGGGCGGCUGUCCCAGCCCCUAAGAAUCCCAGACGCCGACCUGGAGGCAGUGAGGGGCCAGGGGAGCCCAGAGCCACGGGAUCUGGCCCGUGUUUCUCCAGGAGGCAGAGGCGUUUCCUGCCCUCCCAGCCCCAGCUGGUGCCUGAGCCUCACCCCCUGCCCCACAGCCUGCUGGGGGGGUGGGGGCAGGGGGGUGCCUGGGGCAGGCCCUGAGAAAUGGAUUUCCCUGGCACCCAGCUCCCCAUCUGCCUGACAGCUCUGCCUCGUCCAGUGACUGCAUCGUGCCACCCCCGCUUAUGACAUCUCAUUGAGGAAAAAGAAAGUUGCACAAUAAACAAACCUCUGGAA